AUGUCACCGGGCGUCACCCGUGCUAUACGAGGCAAGUUGAAUUUCUACGACGACCGCCAGUGGAAGCGGUUCAGCGCUCGACGGUUGGAACUUAUCGACACCCUCGAGCUCAGCUCGCGCAAGGCUAGUGAGCAAGAACGCGAUAUACGGCGCGUGUCGGAGACGCUUCGAGCUGAGUUCCAGUAUGACGAGCUGUAUGCAGACGAUUUCGACAAGUUGGUGCGUGCUGCGGUGCAGAGCGUGAGGCGGAAUCGCAAGCGCAGCCAUAAACGAGUCGAACAAGUUUCCCCAGUGAACCAAACGCACAAGAGGGUCAAGAUGUUGUCGAGCUGUGGAUCCGGCUCUGGCUCGGAAGAGCUGCUGCUGGUUUCUAGCAGUAGCGAGUUUCUCCGACACGAGGAUGAAGUUUAUGAUGUUAAUUAUGAAAAAACCAAACGGUAUUCUUCGACUGAUUACGCGCGGGAUAUGAUUACUAUCAUGACUAAACCGCGCCUUCCUUCGCUUUGCAGCAUGAUCAGCUCGCCAAAACAACAACAACAACAACAGCGACAGCGACAACAGCCACCACCACCACCAGCGCCACCAUCACAACAACAGGUUGCUUGUGAUGCUGCUAAGAAGAACAUCUUGAACAAGAUUGAGCGCUCGCGAACGUGCAACGAGACCUUGACGGAACGCCGCACGCAUAGUUUGAAGUGUUUGGGCAAGCUGUGCAUGGCGUCAUUUAUAGACUACACUUUCGAGACCUCGUUUGCCCAUGUCAACGAACAGUCAGUGGAGUACUUGCGCGGCAAGUUGAACCAAGAAGCGCUGUUGGCGAAGAUUUUCCGCGAGUUGGACAGCAUGCAAACCCCACCGCUCGCCAUGAGUGACGAAACAGCAGUAAUUUCCCUAUUUACGCUCGUGGGCGGGAUGGUGAAGGAUUUUGGAUUCGAUGACGUUGUGCAUCCCAUAUGUGAGAUCUUGCAUGCUUCUAUUGUUCGAGAUUACCCUCUUAUUAGCAAAUUGGCCGCUCCAGUAGCCACUAAGCGAGCCGAGGCAUCGAGUUCGCAGGGCGGCUCCCCGUCGCUUAGCCAGUUAGCCGACGUGGCCACGAUAUUACAGAAUCGUGCUGACGAUAAGAGUACACCACCAUUGCUUCCGCUGCUAAAUAAUACUACGAAUAGGCACACCUCCGCGGCGAGAAGCCCCCCAAGACAAACACACGCAUUGGUGCCGUUGCCACCGCAGAGUGGGGCCAAAAAAAAGGUGAUUUUGCAGUUCUUGCACCAGACGAUGGAGAUGAUGUAUCCAGCGCUAAGCUCGGCGGCGCCACGGUACUGCGAGUUGAUUGAAAACGUCAAGGCUGCGUUUCAUUUACACGACGUUGUAAUGGUGGAGGUGCGAUAUCAGAACCAAGCAGUUCAAACCGACGCCGAGUUGGAGAAGAUUCUAAACGGCUGUCAGCUGGUGAUUAAGUUGGAUGUCAGUACCCAGAUUUCUAUACCUAUUAGGAAAUUGAGCGCGAGCACCCUCGCGGGCGCGGGGAAACAUCAUCUCGAGAAAAGUCCUAGGGAGAUCAGCGGCCGUCUGGUGUCGGGGUUAGGGUUAUCUCAUUCGACUGGCAGGAUAUUGUUGCCUCCCGUAUCGGACACUGCCGCUAUAUCUGUUGGUUUGAACCGGCUUGAGUUUGGCAAUCUGAGGAAUAGCGGAUCGCUGCAGUACUUAUCACGACCCAGCUUCCCCAAGUUCGAGCCACUUCUAUAA
Molecule: messenger RNA, 1746 nt
Organism: Lodderomyces beijingensis
Lineage: Eukaryota; Fungi; Ascomycota; Pichiomycetes; Serinales; Debaryomycetaceae
Source: the annotation of a GenBank genome assembly